Monoraphidium neglectum is the source of this 597-nucleotide messenger RNA. RefSeq names its product translation initiation factor eIF-4A 3. Bases 1 to 597 code for a protein of 198 amino acids. The transcript is spliced from 6 exons. Gene Ontology annotation, biological process: cytoplasmic translational initiation. Gene Ontology annotation, molecular function: RNA helicase activity; translation initiation factor activity; ATP binding. Gene Ontology annotation, cellular component: cytoplasmic stress granule. The record is from RefSeq and is a predicted model, not a curated record. NCBI's taxonomy places the organism in Eukaryota, Viridiplantae, Chlorophyta, Chlorophyceae, Sphaeropleales, Selenastraceae.
AUGAGCGGGCGCAGGGGCGAUCGGGACCGCGGUCGCGGGGGAGACCGCGGCGGCGGCGGCGGCAACGGCGGCGGCGUUGACGAGGACAUGUAUGACGAGCAGGAGGGCGUCACCAUCACCACGUCCAAGGGCGUGCGGGCCGUCAAGUCGUUCGACGACAUGGGCCUGAGGGAGGACCUGCUGCGCGGCAUCUACAACUACGGCUUUGAGAAGCCCUCCGCCAUCCAGCAGCGCGCCAUGCUGCCCAUCUGCCAGGGCCGUGACGUCAUCGCGCAGGCCCAAUCCGGGACGGGUAAGUCGAGCCUCAUCGCCAUGGCCAUCUGCCAGAGGAUCGACACCAAGACGCGCGAGGUGCAGGCGCUGGUGCUGUCCCCCACGCGCGAGCUGGCGCAGCAGACGGAGAAGCUGGUGCUGGCCAUCGGGGACUUCAUGAACAUCCAGGCGCACGCCUGCGUGGGGGGCCACAGCAUAGGCGAGGACAUCCGGAAGCUGGACCACGGGGUGCACUGCGUCAGCGGCACCCCGGGGCGCGUCAACGACAUGUGCCAGCGACAGGUGUGUGUGUGUGGGGGGGGGCUGACUGGGGCCCGCGUGUGA